AUGGCGCUCCCCUUACUGAGAUGUUGUAGUUGUAGUAGGCCUACAUCAAUUUUGAAUCGUUAUUUCAAAUUAGAUCGCUUUGUGUUCAACCAGAUCCCUACUAAAAGUUUUAAUCCUACCGCUUCUGUUCACCCAUCAAGCGUCCGCCGCUACAGCUCAGGUAGGGGCGGACACAAACAAAAUCAAAAGGUUGUAGUCGUUGGCAUUCCGAACCCUUUCAUAUGGUUCCGAACUCGAAUAUACUAUUUCUUAAUUAGGACUUAUUUUGACAAAGAAUUUAACAUUGAAGAGUUCACCGAAGGUGCAAAGCAGGCGUUUUCACACGUGUCAAGAUUGUUGUCUCAGUGCCAGUUUGAUGCACUUGAAGGUCUGGUUGCCAAAGACCUGAUUGGUAAACUGGAGGAGAAGUGUUCCCAGCUGCCUUUGAGCCACAAGAGGGCGCUGUCAGCAGGCCCAGAUGAGAUCAUGUACACAACCCCUGGGGAUGUUGGAAUCUAUUAUGACGACAGUGGAAGGAAGUUUGUCAGCAUCCUUAUGCGGUUCUGGUACCUGACCAGUGCAAGACUUCCCGACGACAGCUUGGAGGGGACUCGUGUGUUCCAGGUGCAGAUCGGUGGAGAGGGAGAGGCUGAGACCAAGAGAUUACUCACAGCCAAUUACGAAUUCCAAAGAGAGUUUACCCAGGGUGUCCCUCCAGAUUGGACCAUCACUAGAAUAGAGCACUCCAAGCUGCUUGACUGAAGCACAAGGAAGUUGUCGUCUGAGUGACUGUCUAGUCACUGCCCCCCCCUUUUUUUAACUCUUUAAUCAUCUUACAAGAACAUAACCAUGACUGUCUGAAGGGCUGGCCAUAUUAUGUCAAGUCCUCGCUGGAGAGAAUCAUGGGAAAUGUAGUGCCAAUGUUAGCAUCCAUCAGACCACACACAAAAUCAGAAAAUAAAACAAACAAAGCAAAAUAAUUUCUCAACAGGCACAAAUAGGACAUUCUGGUUCUGGAGUUAGGUAUGUCCCAGUGCGUUUGGCUUUUCAUGACCACCUCUUCCUUCUCAGUCCUGGAUAAAUGUUUGAGUUGGAGGAGGCAGAAAUUGUGCUUUCGUUGUGCACUAUCAGAGAGUUGAGGGGUGUGAAUUAGUCAAAGAGACGCUUCUGCUGGAAUCUGUAAAUUAGUCUUAGGCCUGAUGUGUAGCUUUCUUCCUUUUUUGUGGAGUCUAAUAGUGUGGUCUGUAUGUGAAAAUCAAAAUCAGAUUUGAGAUUAAUUUCCAAUCACUCAAUGUCAGAUCCUCAGUUACUCUUUACUGACGUUCUUCCGAAUCCCAAACAUACAUAUGAAAACAUUCAAAUAAACGUCUCUGACCUCCGCUUAAUUAGUCGGACAGAGGCAAACCGCUUCAUAAACAAUGCACAGCGUGGGUGUGUGACAUGAGCUGUGCACAAAUUUUCAUUAAUGUGUCUGUCUGAAAUUGAAAUCAGACAUUAUAUGACUGUACAUGAGUUACACUGUAAAUUUAGCUCACAAAGUUAUGAAAUACUGCUAUAUGCAGAUGUGGUUCUCUUUCAUGAGUCGUGAAUAGCUUACGGUUAUGUUUUGAGGCAGUAUUUCCCAAUCUUGCGGCCGUGGGCCCCCAUAGCCCAGUGCAUUUAACUCUCUCCCUUGUUGUAACACACCUUGCGCCAAGAAUGAAGGGCAUGAUCAUUAGCUGAUGAGUUGAGCCGGGAGUGUUACAGCCGGGAACGAGUUAAAAACGCCCGGGGGGGGGGGGGGGCUGAGGCUCCGCUACAGAGCUACACGCGGACACUUCACAAGAGACUUCAAAGCCCCUUGAAAAGCCGGGAAUACAUGUUUGCCAUUUCUUCCAUGCGCCUCUGAAGUACACAUGUUGCUAAAUAUAAACUCUCCCAGCAACUUGUCAUGAGUUUCUGUUUGUAACUGACAGUUUGUUUGGAUUUUACUCCGGGGAGCGUUUGAAUCUAAAAGCGUGCCUGUCAUGAACCCAUGUACAACGGGAUUAUCUUUGUGUGUCUGUGGCAGCUGUCAGUGGCAGUAUAUGAAACUGUGACUGAAAUACAUUUGUC
This is a messenger RNA of Chanos chanos (milkfish), 2073 nucleotides long. It is a transcript of the gene maip1, whose product is annotated as matrix AAA peptidase interacting protein 1. Bases 1 to 741 code for a protein of 246 amino acids. The transcript has 5 exons. Gene Ontology annotation, biological process: protein insertion into mitochondrial inner membrane from matrix. Gene Ontology annotation, cellular component: mitochondrial inner membrane. Gene Ontology annotation, molecular function: ribosome binding. The record is from RefSeq and is a predicted model, not a curated record. NCBI's taxonomy places the organism in Eukaryota, Metazoa, Chordata, Actinopteri, Gonorynchiformes, Chanidae.